ACUUCUUUCUCGUUUUAAUUUGUGUGAUAUCUUUUAAAUUUUGAGAUUCAAUCAAAUUUUUUUAAUCAUGAUCUUUUACAUGUUUUUAAUUAUUUUAAAUUAUUAAUUAUUAUAAUUUAUAAUAAAAUCAAGAAGUUGGGAGAAUAAGUAGUAAAAGAAAUGAGCGUAGGGACAAUUUUUUUUUGGUUUCUAAGUUGGCAUCGCUCCCAAUAAAAAUUUUUCUAUAUCGAGAAUCAAACUCUGAUCCAUUGCACCACAACUCAGUUAGGUUGGUGUAGGGACAAGUUGCAUAUCACAUCAUACGAGAGUAGUGGCAAGAUAAGGAAGAUAGCAACCAUCAAAAGAUACUGGAGCUAUAAUUUUUUCACUGCUUUUUGCUUGGGAUUGUCUGCUGCAUUUCAUUUGUUCGCCUGUUAUACCUUUCGCGAUCCCCCUUUCCACAAACACUUUUCUCCUAGUAAGUCAGUAAAGAAAUAUGGAAGAAAAGGAUUCGAUAGCGAAGGAUGUCACAGAACUUAUUGGAAACACCCCAAUGGUAUAUCUCAAUAAAACCGUUGAAGGCUGUGCUGCCCAAAUUGCAGCCAAAUUGGAGUCAAUGGAACCAUGCGCAAGUGUGAAAGACAGGAUUGCAUACAGUAUGAUCAAAGAUGCAGAAGAUAAGGGACUAAUUACCCCGGGAAAGACUGUCCUCCUUGAGAUAACCAGUGGAAAUACCGGCAUUGGUCUUGCAUUUAUUGCUGCAGCUCGUGGCUACAAACUCAAGACAGUGAUGCCAGCAUCAUAUAGUCUUGAGAGAAGGAUUGUGCUUAAAGCUUUGGGGUCUGAUUUAUACAUCACAGAUCCAGCCAUAGGUCUAGAUGGUGUGCUUCAGAAGGCCGAAGAGAUACAUGAUAGGACUCCAAACUGUCAUUUUUUUCGUCAGUUUGAGAAUCCUGCAAAUCCAAAGAUCCACUAUGAAACAACUGGACCAGAAAUAUGGAAGUGCACAGGAGGAAAAGUUGAUAUUUUUAUUGCAGGGAUUGGGACUGGAGGCACAGUGACGGGAGCAGGAAGGUUCCUUAAGGAGAAGAAUCCAGAAAUAAAGGUAUAUGGUAUUGAACCAGCCGAAAAUGCAAUUCUAAAUGGAGGGCAACUAGGGCCGCAUAAAAUCCAAGGGAUUGGUGCUGGUUUUAUCCCACCCGUUCUUGAUCUCAGCAUCUUGGAUGGUGUUCUUCAAGUAUCUAGUGAUGAAGCUAUUGAAAUGACAAAGCUUCUUGCAUUGAAAGAAGGUCUGCUGGUAGGAAUAUCAUCAGGCGCUGCAGCUGCAGCUGCAGUAACAGUAGCAAAAAAGCCAGAAAAUGCUGGGAAACUUAUUGUGGUCAUCUUCCCUAGUUUUGGGGAGCGUUAUCUUUCCACCGCGCUGUUUGAUUCUGUUAGAGAAGAGGUGGCAAACAUGACUUUUGAGUAACUUUAUGCUUCUUUGAACUGAAAGAUGGAAGUUAUUUGUUGCAACUUGGGGUAGAAUAGGAAAGGUGCACUGAAGUGUAAUAUAAUGGGUGAACUAUUGUUCAGAAUACAAACACUAGUACCAUUUGAAUGAUACAAUGAACAACUAUUUGUCCA
Messenger RNA from Capsicum annuum, 1602 nucleotides. Its product is annotated as cysteine synthase. Gene Ontology annotation, cellular component: cytoplasm. The record is from RefSeq and is a predicted model, not a curated record. Lineage: Eukaryota; Viridiplantae; Streptophyta; Magnoliopsida; Solanales; Solanaceae. The coding region runs from base 476 to 1447 and encodes 323 amino acids. Gene Ontology annotation, molecular function: cysteine synthase activity. The transcript has 13 exons.